GUGGCGCGUUUCACGUUAGCCUAUUAUGCGAGUGAUAAGGCGGAGGGUCGGCGAGGGUAGCCGAGCCGGGUGGAGGCUCAUAAGGGAAUGCGCCUGUGCGCAGCGGGGCUUGGAUGACGCUCUGCCUGCGUCCAUUCGACUCCUCCCCUCCCCGAUGUGCCUGACCUAACUCGUCUCGUCUCCUUCCUCUGCUCGCUGCCCAUCUUCGCCGUCCAUGUCCUCCGCGUCCGCGACGUCCUUCCCGCUGUCUGGCCUGCCAACAGGCUCAUCCCGCGCGACGUCCGCGUCCUCCACGUCUUCUGCUGCUGGCUCAAGUACUGCAUCCUCCUCCUCUUCCAGCUCCGCAUCCUCUACUACCUCCUCUCCUACGAAUACUAACCCUGCUGCCUCUUCUUCAGGUACAACCGACCCGGCUAGUUCUUCAUCCUCUUCCUCUUCUUCCUCCUCCUCCACAACCUCCUCGAGCUCGUCCACCACAACCCCGUCCUCGUCCUCGAGCUCCACCACUCCCUCCUCGUCCUCCACCACCACCCCGGCUGGCGGGUCCUCGUCGUCCAGCGGCUCCUCCAGUGCAUCCCAAUCUGGCAGCUCCUCGUCUAGUGGCGGCUCGUCUUCCGCGUCCGCGUCCAGCUCGAGUGCCACGUCCACGUCCUAUUCGACGCAUACGCAGACGAGCACCUCGGUCUUCGUCACGACCAAUGCACAGGGCGCCCCCACUACCGUAACCUCCCUCCAGUAUGUCACCUCCACCGCCGCCGCUGGCUCAACCGACACCUCCACCCGCUCCUCAAGCCAUACCGGCGCCAUCGUCGGUGGUGUCGUAGGCGGCAUCGGUGGGCUCGCCGUCCUUCUCGCGCUUCUCUUCUUCCUCUGCAAGCGCAGGAAGCGCGACGACUUUGACGGCAACUUCGACCCCGACCGCGUCGUCGGCAUCUCAGGACGCAACGGCGCCACCCUCCCCAAUUUCGACCUCGGCGGCGCGGAAGACGUGACACCGUACACGUACAACCCCGCCGGGCCCAACGGCACCGGCGCGCCCGCCGCCGACGACGGCAUGCGCCAGCACUCGAACGUCCCCGCCUUCCUCGCGGGCGGCCUCGCAGGCGCAGGAGCCGGCGCCGGCGCUGCCGCCGCGCACCGUUCCGGGUCAUCGUCUCCCCCCGUCGCCUCCGCGCCGUCGCACUACUCGCAGUCGCACUACGCGCCCUCGUCGUCCGACCCGUCGCAGUACCCCGACUACAGCGCCUACAGCCAGUACGCGCAGCAGCCGGGCGCGGGCGCAGGCGUAGGAUCGAACCACAACGCGCCCGGCGCGUACCGCCAGCCGUCGCCCGGGCCGAGCAUGGCGUACUCGAGCGUCUCGCCGACGUCGCCGACGCACUCCGGGUCGGGCAGCGGCGCGCCGUUCCUGGCGCCGGGGACGCUCCAGAGCGCGAAGGAGCGCGAGGCGAUGAUGCGGCGCUCGGGGAUGCAGCUCGCGAACCCGGGUGAGGUCGUGCAGCACCAGGACGGGGGCCGCGUGCCGGAGGGGCACGAGGAGGAGGAGAACGUGUUGAGCGAGGUGCCCCCGCGGUAUGACCAGAUCCACCGGGAUGCCUGAGCGUGGGCUCUCUGUGCCUUUUCACGAUAGACGGACUGCGUUUCUUCAGUCGUGUUUAUUCUA
This is a messenger RNA of Fomitopsis serialis, 1663 nucleotides long. RefSeq lists its product as uncharacterized. The transcript is spliced from 3 exons. NCBI's taxonomy places the organism in Eukaryota, Fungi, Basidiomycota, Agaricomycetes, Polyporales, Fomitopsidaceae. The coding region runs from base 215 to 1600 and encodes 461 amino acids. The record is from RefSeq and is a predicted model, not a curated record.